Messenger RNA from Cladocopium goreaui, 480 nucleotides. The record is from the annotation of a GenBank genome assembly. NCBI's taxonomy places the organism in Eukaryota, Dinophyceae, Suessiales, Symbiodiniaceae.
AUGGAGGCAGAACUGCACAGAGCUGGCAAGAAACGAAAGUUGCAAGGAAUCCAGCAGCGCCUUGCCCAUGCUGAAGCAUCGACAACCGCAAACAGUGCAGUGCAUGCAUUACUUAUGACAUUGCUUGCCAAAGGCAUAAUGUCAGGAGUUUUGGCCCAUGAAUUUGCUCGUGCUGCACAAGAGGAUCUGCGAAGAGCUCGCGAAGGCAUUGUGUACCCAGACUUGGAGAAAUUAGCCAAUCUGGCCCAAGGUCGAAAUCUUCUUCGAUCAGUCUUUGCACAGUUGAGGAAAUCGACCUCUUUGCCUGAGCCCACGAAGAUUCCAAUGCCGUAUACAGAUGGUUGGCAAGACACGGCAAGUGGCCGACCCGCGAUUGGCGGGGGCUGCCAUACGACAAAGCUUCAAAGGAAGGUCAACGUGGAGGAACACCUCUGGCACGUGGCUUUCGGGCCGUUCUGCUCCAAUUGUGUGGAGACUUAG